ACACACACACACACACACACACACGGAACAGGAGUGUCAGGUGUCUCACUGCGCUCUGUCUCUUUCUCUGUCUUACUGUGGAAGCAGGUGACGCAGUGAAGAGUUUCAAGAGUUUUAAAGAACGGCAGAAAUUCUGAGGAAUAACAAAAAAAUAAUACAACAAACAAACCAAAAAUCCAGACAAGAAUCAUCUCAAACACCAGGGUGUGGUGAUGGAGUCGACGCCUUUCAGUCGUAAGCAGUGGUCGUCUCAGUCCUUACGCAUCACAGCCAGGGAACUUUCACUGGUCAGCGCUCGAGGGAAAAACAACGCCAUUGCUGAACGCUUCUCCAAAUAUCAGAAGGCUGCAGAGGAAGCAAAUGCAGACAAGAAAAAAACGCCAGUGGAGAGCCUGCCUUCAGCAGUCCGCUCAGGGAACCUGAGUGUGUUGAAGAAACGCUGGGAGGAGAAACGACAGAACGCACCGGGUGUGACCGAACCUGUACCUCCGGCAGAACCUCGAGCUCCCUCUCGCACUCACAGCUUCAGACCUGUCAGGGUUCAGAAGGAGAAGAAAGGUGAGGUGGAGAAAGUGAUGGAGACGAAGCUGGAGCUAAUGCCAGAGUUGAAGCAAGAGUUAAAACCAGAGCUGACGAAGGUGACAAAGCAGGAGCUGAAGCAGGAGGUGAAGCAGCUGAAGCAGGAGGUGAAACCAGAGCUGAAGCUGGAGACAAAGCAGGAGGUGAAGCAGGAGGUGAAACAGGAGGUGAAACCAGAGCUGAAGCUGGAGACAAAGCAGGAGGUGAAGCAGGAGGUGAAACAGGAGGUGAAACCAGAGCUGAAGCUGGAGACAAAGCAGGAGGUGAAGCAGGAGGUGAAACAGGAGGUGAAACCAGAGCUGAAGCUGGAGACAAAGCAGGAGGUGAAACCAGAGCUGAAGCUGGAGACAAAGCAGGAGGUGAAGCAGGAGGUGAUGGUGGAGGAAGAGCAGAAGAAGGAAGUGGAGAAACCAAACAUUGCUCUCAACAGCCUUAAAAACAUGUUUGAGAAAGGAGAAACCAAGGUUCGACGCAUGAACAGCACUUCACAAGACUCAGAUAUUCGACCAGCAGACAGAGGUUUGGUCUCUCUGGAACGCUCCAAGUCUGUGAGAGACAGAAUGGCGAGGUAUCAAGCCGCCGUGUCCAAACAAGACUCCCGGAGUCCUCAGAGCACAUCGAGCCCAGCUGAGAUCGAGGUUAAAGGUUCAGCGGCAGAUCUGAAGGAAAAUGCGCCUCCUGCUGGUGGAGAACAGACUGAUAUCAAGUCUGCACCUUCAGAGCCAAUGAGCACGAAACCCAAUGGUGUGUUAGCUGAUACAGGAAGUUCAAGCACUGCAGCAUGUGAGCCAGAAACCAACGACACACCCAGAUUUGUCAGAGGUCAGAGGUUUCGUGCUACUGUGAGAGAGACUUGCGUUGCUUGCCAUAAGACAGUUUACCCGCUGGAGAAACUGGUGGCCAAUCAGCAAACCUUCCACAACUCUUGUUUCCGCUGCGCUCACUGCAACACCAAACUCAGCUUGGUGAAUUUCGCCUGCCUGCAUGGUAACAUCUACUGCAAACCUCACUACAACCAGCUCUUCAAGUCCAAAGGUAACUAUGACGAGGGCUUUGGACACAGGCCUCAUAAAGAGCUGUGGACCGGCCGAGGUGAUGACGAGGAGCUCGAAGAGUCUGAAAAGCCGAAACCUGCUUCACAUGACCCCUUCCCAGUUAAACUGCCCAGUUCAGAAAAAGUCUUAAAUCAAAAUUCCACAGUUGAGGAAACUCCUAUAGCCAAAGUCACUGAUCUUACAUCAUCUCUGGAGACCAAAACUCAGACGGUUCAGGAAGCAGUGAAACCUGCAGCUUCUGUGGAAACAAAAAGAUUGAAGGUCGCUUGGCCACCACGUGCUGACACAACCAGCUCUGGUCUGGAAAGAGGAAGGAGUCCAGUUAAAGCCUUCAAGCUGAAAUGGCCCCCAGAGGACGACGCCCAGUCCAGUGUGGUGAGCACAGAGCGAGUGGAGUUGAGGAGUCUGAGACGCAGCGCAUCUCUCAAAGAUCGUAGUCGACCUUUUUCUGUGGCACCGAGAAUGGAAUCCAACAAUCAGGAGCAAACACACCCACUCAAGCCCACUCUGGCUCGGAGUGGCUCUCUGGAGCUUCAGUCGACUUCUAAAAUACAGAUGUUCCAGAAGGAGAAAAAGGAGGAGAGCUCAGAGGUGAAAAAACCCUCUGAGACAGAGCACAAGGCUUUCAACAGCAGUGAAUUUGAGAUUCCUCCAAAACAAGAGGAGAAACACAAAAUCCCACAAUCCAUCCUGAAACGACCUCAAACAAACAAAACAGAGGCUUCUGAUGACCAGGCUGAGGAGCAACCGAAACAACCCCCAGAACUUAAGAAUGCUUCACCUCCCCAAGUUGCAGAGAGCAACAGUACAUCUGAAGAUGUGGGUUUCUGUGACAGAGAAGAAGCGGAUGAAUCCCUCAGCAUCGAGGAAGUGAUCAAGAGGAACCGAUUCUAUGAAGAUGAAGAUGAUGAAGUUGCUGAAGUUUGAGACACUCUCAUCCCUUAGAGUCUGCUCAGACUCACAGCUUUACUAGAAUAAUACAAAAUGUUUUGAAAAAAGCCAUAAAUGCUCGAGGUGACGAGGUUCCUCUUCUUCUUCAUAUUUUAAUUUCAGCUUCAUCAUCUCCGUUUCUGACAGGAUUAAAAAAAAAAAAAACAAGCUCAUUAUUUUAUCACUUAAUGUUUUUUAGAGUUGGUACAAAAUGCGACAAUUUUAUUGUUGAGGGUUUUUAAUUCCGUGGUUCCACAGUUUCUUUCUCCGCAGCUCUGCUGGAACCAAAUUACAUCUUUAUUUAUAGAUAUUUUAGAUUUUAAAAGGUUUUUAUGGUCUGUCUUCUACCUUGUAGCUGGUCCAUCUGUCCAGAAAACCCUUAAAUACCUCCAGCAUUCACAACAUUCCAGAUGUCGACCACAUUGCUGCAUCUCUCAGAGCAACUGAAAUAAAAGUUCCCUCAAUUAGAAGAUGGUAAUUGCACAGAACGAAAGUUUAGUUUAUCAUCAGAUUAUUUUGCUAUAUUCAGAGUUCAAUAUUAUGCAGAAUUUGUACCACAGAAUGUCCUGAGUGUGGAUAUACAGGAGAAUAAUAGCGGCCCUAGAGCAGAGCUUUGUGGGACGCCACGUUGUCAUGAUUCAUUUCUGAUGCGUCUUUAUACUCUGGGAACCCUGUGAUAUUAAAGGUGUAGUAAUAAUAAUAGUAAUAUAAAAAGUGAACAUUUUAGACAUAAAAGAAGCUGUUGCUUGUUGCAAAACAAGGAAAACUAUUAAACACUCUUUUAUUAUGACGCUUCCUGAGAAAUCAAAAUGUUAUUAUAUUAUAAAGUGCAGCAUUAAAACAUGCACAAACAUGAUGAUGUAAUAACAUGCUGACGCAGACCUCUAGGUUUAUGGGACAGUCUCGACGUCGCUCAGAGAAACAAACACCGCCACCAUAAAGCUCGAUUAUCAUCUGUAUCUUCAUUUUUUAAAACAAUUCUGCAUUAACAAAUUCAACAGGCCAAAUUUAUUUUAUACAGCAAUAUUUUUUUUGUUUAUAAAUUUGUUGCAUUAAAAUAAUCUGGAACACAAAUGAUCUUUAUUAAAAAUGAACAAUUUUACAGUUUAUAUGUUAUGUUUUAUAUAGCGGCGAGUCAGGCUGCAGAUUCCGUAAAACCUUUUUUUUAAUUUAUAUCUGAUUUAUUUUUAAUUUCAGGGCAUGAAAGAGUCUAAGAGAAUCUCUCCCUCUCUCUCUCUCUCUCUCUCUCUCUCACACACACACACACACACACACACACACACAUACACACACACACACAUACACACACUCACAUACACACACACACACACACACACACACAUACACACACACACACACACACAUACACACACACACACACACAUACACACACACACACACACACACACACAUACACACACACACACAUACACACACACACACACACACACACACACACACACACACACACACACACACACACACACUGGUCUAAACUCCAGCUCAGUGCCUCUCCGCUUGUCUUGAUCCUUUUAAUGUUAAUGAUCCUGAUUUUAAGCAAAUGUUUUCUAUUCUGUUCAUUACAAAGAGACCAAACAAAACUGUAUCUGCCUUAAAACAGAAGAAUCCUUGGUGAAGUGUAAGGCUUUAAUGUAAUAAAUGAUUUCAGAGACUGUU
Tachysurus vachellii is the source of this 4241-nucleotide messenger RNA. RefSeq names its product LIM domain and actin binding 1b (gene lima1b). The transcript has 11 exons. Bases 213 to 2561 code for a protein of 782 amino acids. The record is from RefSeq and is a predicted model, not a curated record. Gene Ontology annotation, molecular function: actin filament binding. Gene Ontology annotation, cellular component: actin cytoskeleton; plasma membrane. Gene Ontology annotation, biological process: actin filament bundle assembly. NCBI's taxonomy places the organism in Eukaryota, Metazoa, Chordata, Actinopteri, Siluriformes, Bagridae.